UACACAACAGUGAGAAAGAGAACGUUGACGCGAUCAGUCAGAGACGCAGCUCAAGUAAAAUUAUUAACGCUGAAAUGGGGAAUUUGACACGCAUUGUUUUAAUAUGUCUAAACAUCUAUGGCGUUUUCGCGGCGGAUUCUACCUGUAAUAAUUGUGUAAACACGGAAAAUAUGCAUCCUUUCAUAAAAAUCGGCAGCAAGUACUACUUUGUUAACGAGUCCUUAAAGAUGAACUGGUUCGCAGCAUCUUACUACUGUCGCUCUUAUGGUGGCGAGUUGGCGAGUAUUGAAUCGGAUGCAGAAUUGCUGGCACUGCAAAAUUACAUUUUAGCUCGAGAUAUAAAUUCGCGGCUUUGGAUUGAUGGCAAUGAUUUGGCAAGAGAAGGAGAAUUCGUCACACACACCACUGGCCGACCUUUGAUCUUUACCAAAUGGUCAUCAGGCAAUCCUAGCAAUUGGGGCAAUAAUGAAGAUUGCAUUGAUCUUUAUUUGUACAACAAAAGGCUUUUAAUGAAUGAUAACAGGUGUGACACAGAGCUUCUCGCAAUUUGUCAGUAUCGCGAACCCAACAGUCAUUGCAGUGGAAAGAAUUCGUUGACGUAUCAAAACGAUAACUGUAUACUAAGCGGCUUAGUUGAGGCUCUUGCGCAAACAUUCCAAAGUUUUAAAUCAAACUCGCUAUGCCCCAGAUCAUAGUGCGUGGGCGGCGCUUACCAUUUGGUUUCCCCUUCAAACAAAUUAGAGAACAUGGCGCCAACUAAGAGCACAUAGAGCGAGGGAGAUAUGGUGCUCUUUCAAAGUGCACGACUUUUAUGCAUGUAUAUAAUUUUAUAUUAGUCUUCAAUGUUUAUACUGAUCACUUACAAACAAAAUUAAAUAAAACUGGUAAAUGGGAAAGA
Bactrocera dorsalis (oriental fruit fly) is the source of this 898-nucleotide messenger RNA. Its product is annotated as C-type lectin 37Db. Gene Ontology annotation, molecular function: signaling receptor activity. The record is from RefSeq and is a predicted model, not a curated record. Lineage: Eukaryota; Metazoa; Arthropoda; Insecta; Diptera; Tephritidae. The coding region runs from base 75 to 695 and encodes 206 amino acids. The transcript has 3 exons.